Messenger RNA from Sphaerodactylus townsendi, 1065 nucleotides. RefSeq names its product chemerin-like receptor 1. The transcript has a single exon. Gene Ontology annotation, biological process: complement receptor mediated signaling pathway; positive regulation of cytosolic calcium ion concentration; phospholipase C-activating G protein-coupled receptor signaling pathway. The record is from RefSeq and is a predicted model, not a curated record. Gene Ontology annotation, cellular component: plasma membrane. The coding region runs from base 1 to 1065 and encodes 354 amino acids. Gene Ontology annotation, molecular function: complement receptor activity; N-formyl peptide receptor activity. NCBI's taxonomy places the organism in Eukaryota, Metazoa, Chordata, Lepidosauria, Squamata, Sphaerodactylidae.
AUGGAGGACACAACUCGACUGACCACUGUUAAGAAUGCCAAUGGAACAGUCUCGAUCAACCAUGAUUCUUAUGAUGAUGAUGAAGAAGAAUUUGCCUUCCUACCAACUUUGGAGAAAAGGCUGGGCAUCCUCUUCAUGGUCAUCUGUGGUGUUGUCUUUCUGCUGGGCGUCACUGGGAAUGGGCUGGUCAUUUUCAUCACCGGCUUCCGUAUGAAGAAGACGGUCAACACCAUCUGGUACCUCAACUUGGCCAUCGCCGAUUUCACCUUCACCUUCUUCCUCCCACUGAGCAUUGUCUACCAGGCCCAGGGCUUUCACUGGCCUUUUGGCGAGGCCAUGUGCAAGUUCAACAGCACAUUGACCUUUGUCAACCUUUACGCCAGCAUCUACUUCCUCAUGGUCAUCAGCAUAGACCGCUGUAUUUCUGUGAUAUGCCCUGUGUGGGCAAGAAAUCACCGGAGCCCCUGCCUGGCUUCCUUUGUGGCUUUGGGGGUUUGGAUCUGGGCCAUAGUGUUGGGUUCGCCACAUAUCUAUUUCAGAAAGUCCACGAAAAAUGGUGAUCAGAUCAAAUGCUACAUUAAAUACAGUGACAAUAAGGAGCAGGCAAAAGUCACCCAUCGUGCCAUGGUUAUGAAUCGCUUCAUCUUUGCCUUCGUGAUCCCUUUUCUAGUCAUUAUUGCUUGCUACGCGGCCAUUGUUUUGAGGCUGAGGAGGGACCGCUUGGCCUCCUCCAGCAAGCCCUUCAAGGUCAUCACGGCGGUGAUCCUGGCCUUUUUCAUCUGCUGGCUCCCCUAUCAUGUUGUCUCGUUCUUGAUUAUUCAAACUUACGAGGAUCACAGACUGCACCUGCCACUCAUUAUUGGUGUUCCUCUAGCGCACAGUCUGGCCUUCAUCAACAGCUGCCUCAACCCCAUCCUGUAUGUCUUCAUGGUGCACGAUUUCAAGAAAAAGCUCAAAAGCUCCAUCCUUUCGGUAUUUGAGAAUGCCUUUGCCGAGGACGUCACCCAGAGUACGACUCAAACAAAGACCACAUCCUCAGUGGAGCUGGACUACCCUGACUUAUGA